AUGCGGUACAUUUACUCCGAGGAACGGCUGCCCAUCCCCGAGAAUGUGAAGGUUCACAUUCGCUCGCGCAUUGUGACCGUUGAGGGACCCCGAGGCAAGCUCGUCAAGGACCUCUCCCACAUCGCUGUUACCUUCGGCCGCCCCGAGAAGAAUGUCAUCUCCAUUGAGAUGCACCACGGUGUCCGCAAGGGAAUCGCUUCCCUUCGUACCGUCCGUACCCUCAUCAACAACCUGAUCAUCGGUGUCACCAAGGGCUUCAAGUACAAGAUGCGCUACGUCUACGCUCACUUUCCCAUCAACGUGAACAUUGAGAAGAACUCCGAGACCGGCCUUUACGACGUUGAGAUCAGAAACUUCUUGGGUGAGAAGUACGUCCGCCGUGUGACCGCCCAGCCUGGCGUUGAGGUCAUCACCUCCCCCAACGUCAAGGAUGAGCUCCAGCUCUCCGGUAACUCCCUGGAGGGUGUCUCCCAGAGUGCUGCCGACAUCCAGCAGAUCUGCAGAGUCCGCAACAAGGAUAUCCGUAAGUUCCUUGACGGUCUGUACGUGUCGGAGCGGGGUAACAUUGUCGAGGAGUAA
Messenger RNA from Aspergillus ibericus CBS 121593, 579 nucleotides. RefSeq names its product 60S ribosomal protein uL6. Bases 1 to 579 code for a protein of 192 amino acids. The record is from RefSeq and is a predicted model, not a curated record. Gene Ontology annotation, molecular function: structural constituent of ribosome; rRNA binding. Gene Ontology annotation, cellular component: ribosome; cytosolic large ribosomal subunit. Gene Ontology annotation, biological process: cytoplasmic translation. Lineage: Eukaryota; Fungi; Ascomycota; Eurotiomycetes; Eurotiales; Aspergillaceae. The transcript is spliced from 5 exons.